This is a messenger RNA of Xenia sp. Carnegie-2017, 1577 nucleotides long. Its product is annotated as SAP30-binding protein-like. Lineage: Eukaryota; Metazoa; Cnidaria; Anthozoa; Malacalcyonacea; Xeniidae. Gene Ontology annotation, biological process: regulation of DNA-templated transcription. The transcript has 12 exons. Gene Ontology annotation, cellular component: nucleus. Bases 144 to 1262 code for a protein of 372 amino acids. The record is from RefSeq and is a predicted model, not a curated record.
ACCGCUGACUUUAAGAACAACAAGCGCACUAUUAAGAAUAGUGGCACAAUUGCAGUCGUGUAAAAUUAAAGUGCUAGCGAAAAAGUUAUUUAAAAAUUAGAAGAGAGGGGUGAUUUAACCCAAAAUAUAGGUAUUUUUCUGUGAUGUCACGAUUGCCAGCUCUAGGUUCCUUAACAUCCAUUGCGAAAGAAUAUGGGGAAAAGAAUGUUUCUGAUGAAGAACAGUUGGAAAAGAAGGCUUCAAAACGAAGUUUUUCUUUUGAGGACGAAGAAGAAGAAGAAGUAAUUGAAAAGAAGUCCAAAGAUGAUUCUGUCAAUGAUAUCGUUAUGAGUGAUGAAGAAGAAAAGUCAUCAGGCGUUGUUCCGAAUAGUGAUGUUGUUAAAAAAGAGCCAAGACAAGCUUCUCGUUUGGUCUCAUACCCUGGAUAUGAGGAUGAAGAUGAGGAAGGUCGCAAAACAAGUGUCAGUGAAAUAGCACCAAUGGACAAAAGGCCUGAAGAUAAAGUUAAUGCAUCUGAUGAAAAAUUGAUGACAAAAUUGGAUGAGCAGUUGCUUAGUGGAUCAAGUCAACCUACAACCAAGACCCAAGAUAUCCAGCAUACAGAGGAAGCCAUCGCUGAUGCAGACUCCAUAAAAUCAAAACAAGAUGAUACAAAUGAAUCUCCUCAAAGCAACCUGCCUGAAAGGGAUAAAUUGCGAGCAAGCAUGUCUAAAGAUUUGUUGGACCAUCUUGAUGCUGUUCAGUCCAUUAAAGUUUCAUUACCACCAUUAUUUGAAGGACGUUGUUCCAACACAUUACAGGAAAAGAUUGAAAAUCUACUGGAUACUAAACAUAGGACUGGAGUUGAUCUAAAACAUUCCAUUCAACGUAAAAAGAAUUUUCGAAAUCCAAGUAUUUACGAAAAGCUUGUGUCAUUUUGUUCAAUCAAUGAAACUGGUACAAAUUAUCCAAAGCAUAUCUACGAUCCGUUUUCAUGGACCGAAGACUCUUUUUAUGAACGUCUUUCCAAGAUACAAAAAGAACAACACGAAAAGAAACAAAAAGAGCGAUCUAAGGUUGAAUUUGUUCAUGCAACAAAGAAAUCUGCGUCAUCGACGACAGGAGAAGAUACAAGUAAAAAGCGUAAAACAAAAUGGGACGUUACGAGUUCUGGAACUGCAGCACUGACCAUACCACCUAGUGCUGUGCAAACAAUUGCCUCUGUCCAGGCAGUUGUUGCUGCAAACAACAAACUUCUAGCCGUACAGGUAAAAAAAACGUGAACAGUAUUUGAAAAAUAGAUAGGUUUGCCAUUGAACAAGUUGAUCAUCUCUUGUUUGCUGAAGUACACUAUGAUGUUUGAAAGAACGCUUUGAGUCCUUUGUAAGAUAUUUGCUUUGGUACAAUAUAGAAAGGAAAGCGGCACUUGGCUUUCCAUAUUUGUAUUUAAAAUAUACAAAACCAGGAAUAUUCAUAGCCUGGAAAACAACCAAAAAAUGUUUAGUGUGUGCUUAGUUCUCUUGUCCAUUUGUAUUUAAUAUGAAUGUGUUUAAAAUUAAUUUUAUGGAUGGUGAAAAUGAAGAAAGUUCGGGAUUGUA